Messenger RNA from Rhodofomes roseus, 2703 nucleotides. RefSeq lists its product as uncharacterized. The record is from RefSeq and is a predicted model, not a curated record. Bases 1 to 2703 code for a protein of 900 amino acids. The transcript has 4 exons. Lineage: Eukaryota; Fungi; Basidiomycota; Agaricomycetes; Polyporales; Fomitopsidaceae.
AUGACACCGUCGCUCAACAACUGUCAACAGCCACCGCCCUCCUCCAAGGGCGUCGUGACCCAGGGGCGAGGCACUUCGACCUCGCCGUCGCGCAACCCGUGGAACGCCUCCAUGGAUGCGCUCGGGAGGCGCAGCCCUAGCUACGCGGACGUAACGUCUGGACGCGCGUCGCCAACGAUGCAUCAGGCCGACGCCGCUCCCCAGACCGAGCAGACACCGGCGGCCGAGCCUACCGGGGUCGCCGCCGCUCCGCAGGCCCAGGCUGGCUAUAACAGCGACGAGCUGCAUGUCCUCGACAUCGAAAAGGCCCUCGCGACGCCUACGGCGGACUUCCCGGACCUCCCGCGUACCCCAGUCCGCGCGGUGCGCACCGGCUUGGAUAGACGUCCGGGACUGCACCCACAGUCCCCCGGGGCGACGUCCCCGUCGAGCCCCCUAGCAAACGCCCUGCAGAAGAAGAAGGACAAGAAAACGAACAAAGGAAAGGCGAAGAUGACCAAGCGUAAGCAGAAGCUCGCUCUGAUCGGAAUUGGCCUCCCCCCGUCCUCCCCGCCCCCGCCGUCGCCCGAGGACGAGGAUGCCGUGCCCCAGCGCAUCCCCAGUGAGCCAAGAAAACGCCGCCGCACCUCGGCGCAGCUGGGCGGCGAGAACGACGACGUUCCCGCCGAUAGCUCGCGCCUCCAGCCAUCGCCUGUCGCCGCUCCGCCCGUCGCCCACCAUCGCACCGCGAACGGAGAGGACGAGCCCGAUGCCAACCACGACCGUGGACUGGACUACGGACUGACUACCGCCUCGAUCCUGGCGGCGGGUGGCAUUGACCCGACGCUGCUGACGGAUGUCCAUCACCCACGCCCGCUCCGUCCCUUCUCCGUCUCCCAGCUCGAGCCACAAGCAGGCCCCGUCUACCUGCCCCACCAGCUCGCUGGCCCCGCGCACCCGCCUCGACAGGAACCGCGCGCCGCAUCCUUCGCAGGGUUCUGGCGUGCCGGAACGCAACCUGCCUACCGGUCGUCGCGCCCGGUAACCCCGAGUGCAAACCAUGAACGGCCCGCUCCCUCUUUCGCUCAGAGGUGGGGAAGCGCGAUCCCAAGGCUCCCGACGAGGUCGAGCCCCUCGAGGGCAAGCAUCGCCCACCGCCAAACGCGCACCUCCGCCACACCCACGACGUACCCUCAGCACAACGAGCCGGCGGCGGGUCCGAGCCACCCCACGACCAGCUCCACAUACUUUGAGGUACCGACAGCAGGGCCCAGCCGCCUGCCGAUGGACCCGCCCAAUGCCGCCCCAGCCGGCCUUACGUGGCAGAUACCGUUGACCCGCUCUGCUUUCGAACUGGACAGGCCCGACCACAGUCGCGCCCAAUCCGCAAUGUCGAUCGAGCAGGACGGCCCGCCGCCGCCGCCGCCCCUCCCGAGCACACAAGCCCCGUCCCAACAUCCCUUCUACCGCUUCCGCGCACGAACUCCCGCACCGCACCACGAGCCAUACUAUCGCGCCCCACCAGCAGGCCCCAACGGAGCGCAGGACUUCGAGAUGGCGGGCCCACCCGCGCCGCCGGCACGCAACCUCUACGCUGAGCCGAACCAUCGCCAACAACCCCCGCCCGACAUCCCUAGACCCGCUGGUCCUCUGCACCCUAUCGCGCCCGCUCUACCCACCAUGAUUCCUCUCUCCAGCGUGGCCGUCACCCCCGCCCCUAACGGAAACUGGCUGCCCAUCAUCGGAGGAGUCCACCCGUUCUGGCCCGUGGACAACAUCGACCGCCCGCAGGUUAACACCUGGAUCGGCCGGAACACGCCAGCUGUCCUCGUCUCCGUCGCACGGCAAGGCGCUCUCGACGGCGACGGCUACACCAAACGCCUCGCGAUCGAGACGGUCCUCCGCGACCAAGGCGGCGUAAGGAACCCGCCGAUCAUCAACCACAGAGGCGAGAACGAGCCACCUCACUGGAUCGCGGUCUUCGGCAUUAACGACUACGAACGCGUAAGCCUUCUCCGUCGGAUCUGGAUCUCGACGGAGGCCAUCACGAUCGGCAUCAUCGACUUCACCUUCGACACGUCCCCCUUCCUGGGCUUUUGGACCAACAUCCACCUCUUCCCCGACGCGACGGAGGACGGAAUGCGCAGGUCAGUCCAGUCGGCCCUCGACCACAUCCUCUACAACGAAGGCGAGAUUCUGCACCGCUUCAUCGAGAAGGAUAUCGCGUCCGACGGAGGACGCUGGAGGAACUCGACCCUUGACCACGCAUACAUGUACGUCCGACAGUCUGUCCGCGUUGACAUCCUCCGCCGACGCGCCCCCGGCGACAAAAUUGCACCUCUCGCGCGCAUUUACUGCGAGCCGCCGACGGCCAACUUCGCAGAGUGGCUCAUCUUCCGAGACCGCAUACGCACGUACCAUUUCGGUAAGCUAAACGCAGACGGCCCAGCCCACCUCAACAUCACCUACAAGUGCAAGACCUGCCACGCCAUCGACCACCCCACUGGUCUGUGCUACCUGCACGCCGUCCCUGGCUGGCUCGGCCCGAAAGGCGACAAGUCGGACUCGCAUGACGACGAAACGACCCGUCUCGCGACGCCCGGGCAGUCCCAACAGACGAACACCUCGCAGGCUAAUGUCGAGCGUGGCAGGAGCCGCAACAGGGGGCCGAGCAGAGGUCGCGGAGGACGAGGCUCCAACGCGAGCCGUAACCGUGGCCGCUGA